Trichoderma asperellum CBS 433.97 is the source of this 513-nucleotide messenger RNA. RefSeq lists its product as uncharacterized. The record is from RefSeq and is a predicted model, not a curated record. Gene Ontology annotation, cellular component: Lsm1-7-Pat1 complex; P-body. Gene Ontology annotation, molecular function: RNA cap binding. Gene Ontology annotation, biological process: deadenylation-dependent decapping of nuclear-transcribed mRNA. Lineage: Eukaryota; Fungi; Ascomycota; Sordariomycetes; Hypocreales; Hypocreaceae.
AUGGAAAACCUAUCCAUUUCCGAUGCCCCUCCGCCUGUCGGACCGGGUGCCCAGCAGCCUUUUGCUCAGUUGCCGCCACAGAUGUUCACUACGGCUGCGCAGCUUUUGGAUCUCACAGACAAAAAACUCAUGGUGGUUUUGCGUGACGGAAGAAAAUUGAUUGGCGUAUUAAGAAGCUGGGACCAGUUCGCCAACAUUGUUCUCCAAUCAACGACGGAGAGGAUAUUCGCUCCCAGAGUAGACAAUCAUGACGCUCAGCACCCAUACGGCUACUACGCAGACAUCCCUCACGGUAUAUUUCUUGUGAGAGGCGAGAAUGUGCUGCUACUAGGAGAAAUCGACCUCGACAAGGACGACGAUGCGCCUCCGGGAUAUGAGUUGGCGGAAGUGGACGUUGUGAAGAAGCUCGCCGAGGCGAAGAAGGCGGCGGACAAGGCCAAGGAGAAGUCUCGGCUGAAGAAGCUCGUCAAGAUCGGGUUUGAGGGCGAGAAUCUGGGUGACAUUUUCUUUUAA